This is a messenger RNA of Paramuricea clavata, 246 nucleotides long. The record is from the annotation of a GenBank genome assembly. NCBI's taxonomy places the organism in Eukaryota, Metazoa, Cnidaria, Anthozoa, Malacalcyonacea, Plexauridae.
GAGGUCCACCUUUACCUGCAGAGGAAAUCUUGUCAAGUCAUGUUGUUGGAGGUUCAAUCCUGGUCACUGCAGGAAAGUGCCUUUUUCUUUGUGAAGAACAUGCAAGAUGUGUUGGAUUUAAUGUCAGAGCAAGUUUCAAUGAUGAAAACUGCCAGCUUACUAACGUCACUAAACGCAAAAAUAAAACAGGCUCAACGAAAGGAGAAUGGAAGUUGUUCCGUGAUCUGGAUGCGGUUUGUACAAUAA